Coregonus sp. 'balchen' is the source of this 2036-nucleotide messenger RNA. Lineage: Eukaryota; Metazoa; Chordata; Actinopteri; Salmoniformes; Salmonidae. The record is from the annotation of a GenBank genome assembly.
UAAGAGCGUCUGCUAAAUGACAUAAAUGUAAUUUACAGCUAGCUAGCUAACUACCACGUUUUCUUGCUUAGCAUUGCUAGCUAGCCAACAAAAUGGGUUAGGUUGUGGUGUUGACCAAACGAAGCUCUCAGUUACUGGCGUUAUUGAACGUGAUUUCUAAACUUCCAGUCAUAACCAGACACUCCAGUUGAACCAGAAGUCUAGCUAACAGAUGGUUUAUCCAGCUAACAUUAGCUAGUUAGCAUUGCUGCAAUUCAAUCAGGGAUCUCCCAAUAACGUCAUGCAAUGGUGCUAAGAAGGUUACUGAGAAAACGUUGGGUGCUAGGUGUGGUGUUUGGACUGUCUUUGAUCUACUUCCUAACCAGCACCCUGAAACAGGUAGUUAAACUCUUGACAUCUCAGGUUUAUAUCUAGUCCAAAGGACUGGAAUACAGAUUUAUAAAUACAUUUGAUUGAUUGAGGUCCAGCUCUGGGCUAUACUACUUUAUGUCAAACCACACCACAUGCAGCAAGGUCUUUACUUUUGGCUAUACAAUAUGUGUGUGUGAGAUGUGUUGUGUUAUGCAGGAGGAGAGAACCAUACGGGAUCGUAACCUGUUGGAGGCCAGGGACCCGGACCACCCGAUCCCAUGGAAAGUCAGGUUCAACCUGGGCAACAGUAGCAGGCAGAUCAUUCAGUGCCGGAACUCCAUUCAGGGCAAAACGCUGCUCACAGAUGAACUGGGUGAGUUAUGAACCUAACUGGACUCAUUCACUCACUUGUUAUCCCUUAGGGAAAUGACGCCUCUAUCUCAAACUGUGUUUCUGUGAUUCCUCAAGACCUCCUCACAAUCUCCUCACCUCCUUUUCAAACGUAUUUGAGAAGAAUGCACAAGGUCCCUCCCCCCAGUCCUUCUUCUCCAAUGCGUUUUAAGGAAAGAUGAUGCGAGAAAAGCCCCUAUCAUUGAGGUAUUAUGAAAGACCACUUCAAUGUCCCCACAGGUUAUGUGUGUGAGAGAAACGAUCUGCUGGUGAAUGGUUGCUGUAAUGUCAACGCCCCCAGCUCAAGACAGUACAUCUGUAAAAGCUGUCUGGCCAACGGCUGCUGCAACAUCUACGAGCACUGUGUGUCCUGCUGCCUCCAGCCUGAUAAGGUAUUCAAGCUGUGGCACUCUUGUUGUGCUGCAUCCAACAGCAAAAUUGUUUGUUCCAAAUGAGAAUUUGUAACUUUUGCAUUUACAUAUUUUCAGUCAAUGGAGUCAGAUCUUGAUCUUAGCUUGGCAUCUUUAACUUUCCAUUGUUUUCAUCUGAACCUUUUGCAGUGGUUGUGUUAUGACUAAUCCAUGUUAGGAAUACCAGAUUUUGAUCUGAACGUUGCACCUCUACCUCUCUCUCGCUCUCUCUCAUAUUUUCUCCUCUCUUCUCUCUCAGCAACCUCUUCUAGAGAGUUUCCUGAACCGAGCUGCAGAUGGCUUCCAGAACCUAUUCACAGCCGUGGAGGACCACUUUGAGUUGUGUUUAGCCAAGUGUCGGACUUCAUCGCAGGUAGGUUGAGUUGUCUACAUGAAACAAACAAGGAUAACAGGGCCCAGAUUCACAAAACACUUCUUACGCCAAAAAUGUAAUAAGCUUCUUAAGAAAAUAAGUUCAUAAGAUAGUUCGUAAGUGCAUUUCCUCAACAAUAUCUUAAGAUUUAAUGAUUUUCUUACGAAUCUUCUUAAGAUGUUUGUUGCUAGGCAACCGAUUUAGCUAGCUUUUAUCGAAAAAAUUACAGUUAAGAAGAAAUGUAUUCUUAAGAAGGUUUUUUUGAAUCUGUGCCCAGGUCUCUGAUCACUCCCUGACCCUACCCACAUCCUGUCAUGCAGAGAUGGCGAGAGAAAUUGAUGGAAAGCAUUCUAAUGGUUGUGUUUACCCUCUCUUUUUGCUUCUGUAGAGUGUCCAACAUGAAAAUACCUACAGAAAUCCACAAGCAAAAUACUGUUAUGGAGAAAGUCCACCUGAACUCCUGCCAAUAUGAUUGUUUGGUACCUACAAGACUGUAUAGAAACUAAUAACGG